Messenger RNA from Hippocampus comes (tiger tail seahorse), 2216 nucleotides. RefSeq names its product tRNA methyltransferase 10C, mitochondrial RNase P subunit (gene trmt10c). Gene Ontology annotation, biological process: mitochondrial tRNA 5'-end processing; positive regulation of mitochondrial translation. The record is from RefSeq and is a predicted model, not a curated record. The coding region runs from base 227 to 2146 and encodes 639 amino acids. NCBI's taxonomy places the organism in Eukaryota, Metazoa, Chordata, Actinopteri, Syngnathiformes, Syngnathidae. The transcript has 2 exons. Gene Ontology annotation, molecular function: tRNA binding. Gene Ontology annotation, cellular component: nucleoplasm; mitochondrion; nucleus.
UCAGUACGACAUCUUAAAACGUUACACUGCAAAAAUAACGUGACCUCCACACCAUUACCGAGCGUAUCCCGCAAAAUAAUCAAUCAACCCAUUGACUGUAAUACCAAUGGCGCAAUGGGAUUUUGUACUUUAAUGAUCUGGGGAGCAUCCCAACUCGUGCAAAUAAGGUUUGCUGCAUGUGUUGCCGCUGCCAGCUCUACAUCCGCAUUAUACCAACAGGUUUGAAAUGUUACGACGACUCUUCACUCAGCGGCAUUCAAAUGAACUAUGGCAAGUUGGCAGGAUUGCGUUAUACCGUGUCAACAAAACGCAAGCGAUCGGGGCUUCGCCAGUCAAUUCUCCCUGUCUCCCAAGUCGCCUCUUAAGUAGUGGGAGUCCACACAAAAAGGAGACUGUCGAUUUAGACAAAUGGAAAUCCGUCAUGAAAUCCCAAUCUCCAUCCGCUGAGCAAAAUGAUGCUGAGGAUGAUGAAACACGUGGCGAGGAUGAAGUCCCACAAGGAAGUUCAAGUUUGGAGGCAGCUCGGGAGCUGGUUGCAAUGUGGCGGCUGGCUGGUAAACUGGUACCUCAAGAAAUUUCUGAUGAGGAGUUGAAGAUCUUUGCCGAGCUCACCACUAAGUCAGCUCGAAAAAAGUACCUCAAGUAUCUGGCAUUGAGGGAAAUCCAUAAAAGAGCACGCAAGGACAAGCAGCAACUCAAGAAAGCGGAGAGGGAAGCAUCGCUGGAGCAGAAGAGAGAUCAAAACACAGAUGGGGAUCAGAAAGAAGUUAGAAAUACUUUUCUACUCCAGUUCUGGGAUCGCAACAUGGACCGACUGCUGGCCUGGAGGAGCAUCCAGGCCAUGUUGUUUGACCAGCCUUUGGUCCUUGACAUGAGCUACGAGUCCAAUAUGUCCAGACGGGAGAUUGAAAACACAGUGUCCCAACUGAUGGAGGUGGAAGGAUGGAACAGACGUGCCAAGGAGCCUUACCAUCUCCAUUUUUGUAACCUACAACCAGAUGGAGCCUACAUGAAGGAGUUCCUCAAGCGCUAUGGAGCUGAAACCUGGGACCGUCUGCUCAUCACCAACACAGAGGCUCACGCUGUUGACGUGUUUCCUCGCGAUCGCCUUGUUUACCUCACUGCAGACUCCCCCAAUGUUCUCCGCACCUUCGACCACUCCAAAGUCUACAUCAUCGGCGCUCUCGUGGACCGGUCGAUUCUUUCCGGCUUGUCACUGGCCAACGCAAAGCGUCUGAAAUUGGCCACAGCCCGUUUACCGCUGGACGAGUUCCUCCACUGGGAGAUGGGAGCCAAAAACCUGACCCUGGACCAGAUGAUACGCAUCAUGUUGAGCAUGAAAGAAACAGGGAAAUGGCAGGAGGCGCUACAAUUUGUGCCCAAGAGGAAGCAUGUUGGCUUUAACCAGAACCAGCAACAAAUCACCAGUCAUGGACCAGGAGAGAAUGGGGAUAGGUCUUCAAAACACAUGGGUCCAAAAAGUAAAAAGACACUCAGAAGUGGAGAUCAAAGUGCAUUCAAGUACAAAGGAGAGUUUGGCUUCACUGGGAUGAACCGAGUGUCUGGAGCAUCUCGACCAGCUCCAACUAGAGUGCGGACAUCUCUUAAGAGUAGCAUGGAAGGAAGACGUGAGAGCAAAAGCAGGGCGUGGUGGGAUGAUGAUUUCUCUCUCUCUCUCUCUCUCUCUCUCUCUCUACUGGCCAACGCAAAGCGUCUGAAAUUGGCCACAGCCCGUUUACCGCUGGACGAGUUCCUCCACUGGGAGAUGGGAGCCAAAAACCUGACCCUGGACCAGAUGAUACGCAUCAUGUUGAGCAUGAAAGAAACAGGGAAAUGGCAGGAGGCGCUACAAUUUGUGCCCAAGAGGAAGCAUGUUGGCUUUAACCAGAACCAGCAACAAAUCACCAGUCAUGGACCAGGAGAGAAUGGGGAUAGGUCUUCAAAACACAUGGGUCCAAAAAGUAAAAAGACACUCAGAAGUGGAGAUCAAAGUGCAUUCAAGUACAAAGGAGAGUUUGGCUUCACUGGGAUGAACCGAGUGUCUGGAGCAUCUCGACCAGCUCCAACUAGAGUGCGGACAUCUCUUAAGAGUAGCAUGGAAGGAAGACGUGAGAGCAAAAGCAGGGCGUGGUGGGAUGAUGAUUGAUGACGUAACUAAAUGGACACAUUGUAUCCAUCUGCAUUUGCGAGAAUUAAAUAAUGAAAUACUGUCGUUG